Molecule: messenger RNA, 228 nt
Organism: Pieris macdunnoughi
Lineage: Eukaryota; Metazoa; Arthropoda; Insecta; Lepidoptera; Pieridae
Source: the annotation of a GenBank genome assembly
AUGUGCUUCUUGGUGUUAGUAUUCCUAGUGAUAGUAGCGCAGAUUAAUGCUAGUCAAGAUGUCACAAUAUGCUUAGCGAAACAGGAGAUGUUAAAAGAAUGCCCUGGGUUGGCAGAUAAAUAUCUAAACUUUGGUGGGCCAGAUACGAGUAUGCUAUUUAGGCAGACAAUAUUUUCAGCGAAGACCAAGUUUCGAUUUGGAAUGCACCUUCACCAGUGUAUAACUUAG